UAUUGCAUUACAGGACACCUCUCCACUCCUCUGCUUGCGUUUUUUCUCCCCUCCCCACACACAUUUUUUUUGACAUAGGCUAUAUAUAUAAAUAUGUAUCUAUAUGUACAUAUAUAUUGAUAGGUGCUGACAUUUAAUUAGAGGGAGCGCUUUAUUGGAAUCAUGAUGGAGUACAUAGAGGAUAAGUUCGCCUUGAAAAGCCAGGCGAUGAAGGCCAGCGAGUACUAUAUGGACCAAGUCAUGGAGAGCUUGGACAGCGCGCAGUACUUCAACAAGCCGUCCCCGAAGUGCGCGCAGGCCUUCGGUCUGCAGGGCGCCGAGCACCGCUCAUCGCCCUGCGGAGAUCAGAGCGCCAGUUACGGAGUUCCGAAAACGGACGAGGACUCCCUGCGCUCGGAUCUCGCGAGGUCCAUCGACAGCUGCUGCUCCCUGCGCGCGUCUCCGGUCACGAGCGGUCCGGAAAAGACCGAGCUGGAUGACGUGGGGGACAAGUGCGACAGCAACGUGUCCAGCAGCAAGAAGAGGAGGCACCGGACCACCUUCACCAGCGCGCAGCUGGAGGAGCUGGAGAAGGUGUUCCAGAAGACCCACUACCCGGACGUCUACGUGCGGGAGCAGCUGGCCAUGAGGACGGAGCUAACGGAGGCCCGGGUCCAGGUUUGGUUCCAGAACCGGAGAGCCAAGUGGAGGAAAAGGGAGCGAUACGGACAGAUCCAACAGGCCAAGAGUCACUUCGCGGCCACGUACGACCUGUCAGUGUUACCCCGGUCCGACAGCUACACACAGAUCCCCAACAAUCUGUGGCCGAGCGCGGCCCCCGGCGGCUCCGUGGUGUCCUCCUGCAUGCUGCCCCGGAGGUCCCCUCCAUGCGUCACCUCCUACUCCCACUCCCCCCGCGCCACCGCCGCCUCCACUGCCGCCGACCACGGCUACGUGGGCUUCGCCGGCCAGCAGAACCAGUUUGGACACGUCUCCCUCAACAACUUCUUCGGCGCCGACUCCCUCCUCACGCCGGCCGCCAACGGCCAUCCUGCCUUCGAGGCCAAGCCCGAGUUCGAGAGGCGCUCGUCCAGCAUCGCCGUGCUGCGCAUGAAGGCCAAGGAGCACGCCGCCAACAUCUCCUGGGCCAUGUGAACCCAACAGAGGUUCUGAAACCGGAACGCCUGCAGAGACAGGGCACGGACUGUUUCUGGACUUUCCAGCUUCCCGAAGAACAUAGGUAGGUAGGUAGGUAGACGUGGAAAAUUUGCCUUAACUCACGGGUCCAUACGGCUUCAGGAGAAACUUCAGCUCAAGUUUGACUGAAGAGGAAAUGGCAUUGAGGAAAGUUGUUAGCAAACGACAGAAGGACGGUUUAAAGGGGUAGUUUUAUGUAACAUUGACUUUUUUCAGCUUAACAUCAUGUUGUAAUGACAUACCAGGAGUGUUGCUUUGAUUCUUUCAUGUGCGUUUGAGGAAUCCUUUGGUCACCAUAGCAACCAUUGAGCUGUGCAGAAUCCCUGGGGGGACCGAGCGACAACUUCCAGACGAAGCUCUGAGCCGCACUUUUCUUAGCUUCUGCCGCACAGAUCAGCCCUCCCUCACUCAGCUCCUUCAGACUAGCCAGCAGUAAUUAGUAAACACUUGGUGGAACUGGGCAUCUAUUGAGCUCAUUACACAAGCUUCCUCUCAGUGCAAUGCUGGUUAAAACAGUGUUUGAGAGGUUAAAAGUGGAGUGAUGAGGUGAUGAUUUCCUGAAGGCGGAGCUUCAGAAAGAGCUAGAGUUUUUAAAGAAACAGAAGCCUAAUUUCAAGGCAUUAAAGUAUGUCAAAUUUCAAGUCAUAUUUGAUGUAUAUAGGAUUUUUAUGACAACUGAAGGCAAGAUAGGUACUUCAUUGUGCUAUAAAAUGGGACAAUGUGCCUGGAAAACACAUAAUACACAUAAUCCUGCCCCUUUAAAGAGUCCUUGAUCUUUUUCACAUUUUCUUCUGUCGGAACCUUAAACUCUGAUGUAUAAUUCCAUGUGAUACAUCAACACCAAGUCGUGCAUUGUCUAAAGUGCAGAAAUAAAAACUUAUUAAAGGAAAUAUUUGGGGUGUUUAUGCAAGCAGCAUAAACAUCCCAAUAGUAGAAUGGAGGGUCGGAAAAACAGUGGCAGGCGUGAUACUGGCUCACUGGAUGUUCACACUGCAGCAAAAAACCCCACCAAGUUUCACACAUUAUAAAUAAAAUUGAUUAUGAUUAUUAUUUAAGGUUUAUGCGUUCAUCUUGAUUUUACAGUGAAUGUGACCAUAAAGGAAGGAAUCAGUCAGACCUGCAGUGCAAUCAAAAAAAGGCCACAAGAAAUUAUUUUUGUGAUUUCAAGGUGACAAAUUUGACCAAAAAGUUAGAACACCACUAUCUUACCAGAUGCUAUUUUCACAUCUGUUAUUGUGGUUAGGAAUUUCAUAUAAUUAUUAAUUCCCCAAUUGAUUAAACCAUUUAAAACAGUCUGGGCUUUUUAUGAGGAGACCUUUUCUUUGAAAAUUAAGUUUUUUUCAAGACUUUCAAAAUCUUAAGACGGGUGAGUGCAAACGCCAAUAAUUUGAUAAAUAUUUCAAAUUCUUCCUUAACAGUUUGGGUGUUAUAAUGUUCAUUGUCGAUCUAAAACUUUAAAAAGUGAUUUUGUGUGUUGCGAGUUUCAGUUUCAUUUGACCACAUCAUCCUCUUUGAUAUUUCUGUAUCUGCAGGUUUUGUUACCACUUUCUUAUGUUAUUUCAGGUCUUCUUAACAUUGGUUGCACUGGAUUGUAUUUAGGAUUAUGAAGUCAAAAGGCCAGAACACAAACACACACUUUUCCGAUCUUUUUAUUUGGGAAAUAUGCGGAGACAGUCUACUGACACAUCACCACUUUGUGUUGGUCUAUCACACAAAAUCCCCAGUGGAAAAAAACAUCGAAGUUUGUUAAUGUUUUUGUGGGGGGAAAAAAUGUGAAAAAGCUCAACAGGCAUGAAUUAUUAUUUUUUUUCUUUUUCAAUGAUUCCCGUGUUGAUGUUCUGUUCGUGUUUGAGUUCCCGGUCAGAACAAACAUUACUUGACCUCCUGUGAUCUGCGGAGGUGAGAGCCGCCAUGAAGUCUUCCUCCGCCGAGGUCAUGGAGUCACUUCCUCAUGACCGAGACGUAAAGAAGGACAACAGGAAGCAGUAAAAAAAAAAGAAAGAAAAUCCCAAAGUCUCUUGACAGAAUUUGUGAGCAUUCUGUCGCUUUUUGGAGCCGGUCUGAAAAAGCUUUCCUCUGAGGUCCGGACUGGGAGUGAAGCGAACCGACUGUUGGUACUAACGUGUCUGUGUGCUUUGUAGCAAAGCUCUGAAUCCCUAUCGUCUGCCUUUGGUCUGCAUGGCACAGUGCAGGCAACGCAGGCAGGUUCUGGAACUGUAUGUGUUUUAAUGUGUUUGUGGACGUGUAAUAAAUGAAUGUCACUUCA
This is a messenger RNA of Poeciliopsis prolifica (blackstripe livebearer), 3442 nucleotides long. RefSeq names its product ALX homeobox 1 (gene alx1). The record is from RefSeq and is a predicted model, not a curated record. Gene Ontology annotation, biological process: embryonic skeletal system morphogenesis; negative regulation of DNA-templated transcription; positive regulation of transcription by RNA polymerase II. NCBI's taxonomy places the organism in Eukaryota, Metazoa, Chordata, Actinopteri, Cyprinodontiformes, Poeciliidae. Bases 163 to 1134 code for a protein of 323 amino acids. Gene Ontology annotation, molecular function: RNA polymerase II transcription regulatory region sequence-specific DNA binding; DNA-binding transcription activator activity, RNA polymerase II-specific. The transcript is spliced from 4 exons.